Molecule: messenger RNA, 1295 nt
Organism: Eriocheir sinensis (Chinese mitten crab)
Lineage: Eukaryota; Metazoa; Arthropoda; Malacostraca; Decapoda; Varunidae
Gene: Chchd3
Product: translation initiation factor IF-2-like
Exons: 6
Coding region: 106-999 (297 amino acids)
Biological process (GO): inner mitochondrial membrane organization
Cellular component (GO): MICOS complex
Source: RefSeq, a predicted model, not a curated record
GAGUCUAUUAAUCCCAAAAAUCGGUGUCCGCUGUCCAGGGAUGCAAGCAUCGGUGUGCCUGGGUUCUACAGGCACUUUAGGGAGGGUGGAGGCAGCAUCUAUCGAAUGGCUGGUAGUGCUGCUCCUGAACCCCUGGGUGGUGCUUGCUGCGAGUGCUUCUUCUGGCAGUCUGUUCCGCACUUGUACAGCUCCAGGGAACGUGCUGUACAAGUAGCAGUCCACCCGUGUGCCUGGGUGGCUUUAUCGGAGUCUUUAGCGUACCGCCUGCGAGGCCAGAUAGAAGGUCAGCAGGCAGCAGCAGCAGCAGAACCACCCCCUUCCCCUCCCCCAGUUCCUCUUCCUGUAGCUGCCAUUCCCCAGGUCCCGGAGCCCCCCAGAGUCCCCCAGAUAGCUCCUGUACCUUUCGUUCCAGUCCCAGCCCCAGCCCCAGAGCCCCCAGCUGCUGAGGUGAGUGGAGCCGCUGAGAUCACGCCAGAGAAGCUCAUCCCUGCUCCAUCUGCGCCUGAGGAGGUGGUCGUGGCAGCCACUCUUGAACUCCCUGAGAAGGCAGCUCCUGCAGCAGAGGCCCAGCCAGACGUGGGUGUGGCCAUCAGAGCUGGGUCUGGUCCAAGCCUCAGCCAACCUGGGGGCAGCAUCCCACCAUGGUCCAUCUAUGCGGAGGAGGCCCACCUCAUGGUGAUGCGGCUGAGGGAAGAGAAGGAACAGGAGCUCCAGCAACUCAACCAGGAGUGGAGGCAGAAGAUGGAGGCUAGGGAGCAGGAGUUCAGCAAGAUGGCCCAGCUGUCUGAGGAGGAGGUGAACGGCGCCAUCAAGGAGGUGGAGAAGCUGUUUGUGAAAGCGUCGUGCACCCCAGUCUGUCAGGAUCACCAGGAGGCCGUCAUGACCUGCUACCAGGACCACCCUCGCCAGGCCCUGCGCUGCGCCCGCCAAGUGGAUGAUUUUGCCAGAUGUGUUGACCUUUCCAGGCUGCAAUCAGUCCUGAGGCAGAGAGCAAACUAGUUGAGUAAUGAUGCACCAGAGGAAAAAAAUAGACUGGGGAAACAUACAAUCAUGGCAUUUAACUUCUUGGGUUAUGCGAUGCCAUCAUUGCAUUGGGGAGGGCAGCUAAGUCACCCCAAUGCACGGCAGACUUCUGAGGUGACGGUGCUGAUGCUUCCUUGUGUACAGAGCCCGGUGGGGCGCGUGCCAAGGUGCCCUGCCGGGGACUACUUGUAAAUGCCUUGUGAAGAUGUAAUGUUCUUUUAUUUGUACAUUAUUAGAUGUCUUUAAAAAUAAAUUAUUUACUAGAACUUGGA